Messenger RNA from Marmota flaviventris (yellow-bellied marmot), 1666 nucleotides. It is a transcript of the gene C5H5orf15, whose product is annotated as chromosome 5 C5orf15 homolog. Lineage: Eukaryota; Metazoa; Chordata; Mammalia; Rodentia; Sciuridae. The record is from RefSeq and is a predicted model, not a curated record.
AGACCGUUAUGGCCGCAGCCGCCUUGCGGAGGAUGAGGAGGGCCUCGCAAGCGAACCUGCUUCCCGGGCCCGGCAUUCAGACCCCCGGAGGGCUGGCGUGGACACUGGUCCUCGUGCUCCUGCUGGCGUCCGCCAUGUCCACUGCUCUUUCACUAACAGAAUCACUGGACCAAACUGUACAAAGCUCACAUAUUUCUACUUCAAAUAUGAAAGCUGUAACACAAGAAAACCUGAUCAAAUCUUCUAUUUCCCAUAUCAGUACCACUCUCCCUCCUGCAACCAGUACAGAGAAAAGUGGAAGAGCAUCUACAGCCCCCCAUCCCUCCCCUACCACUUCUCUGUCCCAAGAGGAAGCUGAUAACAAUGAAGAUCCGAGCAUGGAGGAGGAGGAUCUUCUCUCAUUGAAUAGUUCUCCAUCUACAGCCAAAGACACUAUGGACAAUGGAGAUUAUGGAGAACCAGACUAUGACUGGACCACCAGCCCCAGGGAUGAGUCCGAUGAGACUUUAGAAGAAAACAGGGGUUACAUGGAAAUUGAACAGUCAGUGAAAUCUUUUAAGGCCCCAUCCUCAAAUGUUGAAGAGGAAGACAGCCAUUUCUUUUUUCAUCUUAUUUUUUUUGCUUUCUGUAUUGCAAUUGUUUAUGUUACAUAUCACAAUAAAAGGAAGAUUUUCCUCCUAGUUCAAAGCAGGAAAUGGCGUGAUGGCCUUUGUUCCAAAACAGUAGAAUAUCAUCGUCUAGACCAGAACGUUAAUGAGGCCAUGCCUUCUCUGAAGAUUACCAAUGAUUAUAUUUUUUAAAGCACUGUGAUUUGAGUUUGCUCAUUAUAUAAUUUUAUUUGCUUGACUUUUUAUAUGAUAUUGUGCAGUUGUUUGCCAUAGGCAGUUGGUACUUAAAUGAGAGGCGCAUGUCUCUCUUUUGCCUUGGUGCUUUGGAAAUUGAAUGUCACAAACAGGGAGUAUGUGAUUUUUAAAUCUACAUUUUUAGAGCUGAAUUAAAUCAGGUGUUGUCUGAAAUGUGAGUUAAGCAUUACCUUACAUUUACACUGGUAGUUUUUGUUAUUUUCCAUUCAUUGUACUUGUUCUGGAAGUAAUGCUACUUUUAAAGAUCCCAGACUUGUAACUAAAUUCUAACAUAGUUAGUACUAUUGACUUAUUUUUUAAAGACACAUUACUUUGCGGUCCCAAGCCAAAAUAUGCAAGGGUAUUUGUAAUAGUACUUUGCAUUCAAGUAACACACUUUUUUCUCUACAGAAAAUUGCUUUGUGUAUUUUAGGCAAUUAAAAUACAGUUUAAGAUAAUGAGACUGCUCAAUCCCACUACAGUUUUAGGUAGCAUAUUAAAUGUGUCUAAAAAUUCUGGCAGAAGAGACUGAAUUUUCAGUGAUUGUAGAUAAAAUAUUAUAUAGAUAUCAUUUUUUGGUUUGAAUUAUUGAAUUACAGGUAGAAAUUGGUAAAAUGUUAAAUAGACGAAGAAUUACUUUUAGUUAGCAGUUGAUUGAACCACAGGUUCCUCAAAAAUUUCAAGCAGUGGGCAGAGUUUAAAAUUAUAUCAUUUGUUCAUUUUGGUUUUUAUUGUAUAGUAAGUUUGAGUAAAUUUUAGGGCCCAUUGUCACUUAAAUAAGACUGUAUCUCAGUCUUUCAAAUUAAAAUUAUGCCUGAAUGAAA